Messenger RNA from Alosa sapidissima (American shad), 2269 nucleotides. Its product is annotated as neuropilin and tolloid-like protein 2. NCBI's taxonomy places the organism in Eukaryota, Metazoa, Chordata, Actinopteri, Clupeiformes, Clupeidae. The coding region runs from base 453 to 2231 and encodes 592 amino acids. Gene Ontology annotation, molecular function: protein binding. The transcript has 9 exons. The record is from RefSeq and is a predicted model, not a curated record.
CAACCCAGGGAAUCGCAGUCGCGGUUUGAAGGUACAUGCGUACAAGCUGCUCAUUCAAGCAACCAUCGCCCACAGCUUAAAUGAGCUUCGUUUAGUGCCAUCACUUCAGUUCAGCCGUCGACUGCUCCUCUCUGCCGCGCUCCCCCACCGUAUAUGUCUCAGUGGGCUACCCUGAAAUAUCGAAUAAGAGAUGUUGCAUUGGGAUGUAUACAACACCGCUCCUCUCUAGAUGGGAUUAAAAACAACGGCGUUUUGCGCGUUUCUGAAGGCACUUGUUUGUCGGGAAGGACAUGAAGAGUGGCUGUUGUUCUGCGUAAACUAUGGGAUUAAGGCAAUCGAAGAAAAGUUGGAUGUUGUAAAGAUCGUAUCUCCGUGCUGGAUGAUCCAUAACAUGGAGAGGUAGAUCUCGACAUAGGAAGGUGAACAUACUGACUAACACACCGGGAAAGGAAAUGUACAGGGCCUGGAUUUUCCUUAUUCUUAUAGAAGAGGGAUUUGGACUGGCGCAAAGAUCUCAAGAGACACACCACAACGAUGGUGACCCGCCCCCCAACACAGAGCAGUGCGGGUUGUGGACACGCAAUAUCAACGGAGGCCUCUUCACCUCUCCGAACUACCCUGAGACAUACCCGCCGAACAAGGAAUGCGUCUACAUUCUGGAGGCGCUCCCUCGCCAGAGAAUCCAGCUGACCUUCGAUAAGACCUACUACAUCGAGCCAUCGUUUGAAUGCCGCUUCGACCAUAUAGAGGUGCGGGACGGCCCCUUUGGCUUCUCCCCACUCAUCGACCGCUUCUGCGGCCCCAAGAGCCCAGGCGUAGUCACCUCUACUGGACGUUUCAUGUGGAUCAAGUUCACCAGUGACGAGGAACUCGAAGGCCUAGGGUUCCGCGUCCAAUACACCUUCAUCGCAGACCCAGAUUUCCAUUUGCACGUGGGCGGACUGCUGAAUCCCAUUCCAGAUUGCCAGUUUGAGGUCGGAGGCUCUGACGGGGUGGUGCGUUCCAGCCAGGUGGAUGAGGAUAAGAUUAAAACGGACGAGGAUCUGGAUUGCAUCUGGACCAUCCGCGCCGCACCCCAGUCGAAGAUUUAUCUACGGUUCCUGGAGUACCAGAUGGAGCACUCCAACGAGUGCAAGAAGAACUUUGUGGCGGUGUACGACGGCAGCAGCGCCAUUGAGAACCUCAAGGCAAAGUUCUGCAGCACGGUGGCCAACGACGUGAUGCUGGGCACGGGCGUGGGCGUGGUGCGCAUGUGGGCUGACCGCAACAGCCGCCUCAGCCGCUUCCGCAUGCUCUUCACCUCCUUCGUCGACCCCCCCUGCUCUGGAAACACCUUCUUCUGCCACAGCAACAUGUGCAUCAACAACUCCUUGGUGUGCAACGGCGUCCAGAACUGUGUGUAUCCCUGGGACGAGAACCACUGCAAGGAGAGGAAGUCCAAUGGCCUGUUCCAUCAGAUCACUAAGACGCACGGCACGGUGAUCGGCAUCUCCACGGGCGUGGUGCUGGUGCUGCUCAUCAUCUCCAUUCUGGUGCAGAUGAAGCAGCCGCGCAAAAAGGUGGUGGCACGUCGGCCGGUCGUCUUUAACAAGGCCGGCUUCCAGGAGGUCUUCGACCCGCCGCACUACGAGCUCUUCUCCCUGCGCGACAAGGAGCUCUCGUCCGAGCUGGCCGAGCUGUCGGACGAGCUGGAGAGCUACCACAAGCUGCGGCGCUCGUCCACCGUCUCGCGCUGCGUGCACGAGCACCACUGCGGCGCCCAGCACGGCCAGCACGCAGCUGCCGCCGCCGCAGCGGCCGCCACCGGCGUGGUGUCCGCCGCGUCCGCCGCCUCGUCGUCGGCCGGCGGGAGCAUGAAGCAGAGCCGCACCACGCUCAGCUCCAUGGAGCUCUCCUACCACAAUGACUUCUCCAAGCCGCCGCCGCCCAUGAAGACCUUCAACAGCUGCUCCAGCACCGGCAGCAUGGGCACCUACAAGAAGAGCUGCUACGGCUACGCCAAACAGACUCACGACUGCGCCGCCGCCGCCGCCGUGGCCGAGCAGGUGAUCGAGGACCGCGUGAUGGAGGAGAUCCCGUGCGAGAUCUACGUGCGCGGCGGAAGCGUGGCGGGGACCGCCGGCAGCAUCGGCAGCGGCUGCGGCACGCUCAGCAUCCGUAACCAUGGCAGCGUGAGGAACAGCACCAGCGUGGUGGACCCCGGCACACGCUCCAUGUCCAUGGACUUUUAAACUAAAAAGAGAGAGAGAGAGAGAUAGAGAGAGAGAGA